This is a messenger RNA of Brienomyrus brachyistius, 1723 nucleotides long. It is a transcript of the gene polr1f, whose product is annotated as RNA polymerase I subunit F. Bases 140 to 1303 code for a protein of 387 amino acids. The record is from RefSeq and is a predicted model, not a curated record. Gene Ontology annotation, cellular component: RNA polymerase I complex. The transcript is spliced from 5 exons. Gene Ontology annotation, biological process: DNA-templated transcription; DNA-templated transcription initiation. NCBI's taxonomy places the organism in Eukaryota, Metazoa, Chordata, Actinopteri, Osteoglossiformes, Mormyridae.
AGCCCUCGAAAAUGACCACUCCAGUUUUUUCAGGUGUCUUUUUGGGAAAAAAACGUAUUUUAUUCGCGUCAGUACGUAUAGGAAAAUGACAUGCAUGUAAUACCGCGGUUCACGUGUGCAUAUCGUACCGAACGGUUCCAUGUGUUGUAUAUAUGUGGACGAAAAUUUUGUGCCUUGGGAACAGCCGAACCAAACCAUGGCGAAGCUGCAGCAGGUGGAGACGGAGGUGAAGAAAGGCGGCCCGUCCGCAGAAGCCGAGGCUCUGGCAUCUGGGACGGUCGGGACGUCGGGGAGCGCGGGUGCGACGCCGUGUUUGCCGCCUAGCUUCGCGGAUGCGUGCCAGUUCGUGAGCGCGCCGUACUCGUGCCUGGUGCUGGACACGAGCCGGCGGCACGUCGCGCUCUCGCCAAUGUUCCUGAAGAAGAAGAAGACGGGCAUCCAGGAGCAGCUGAACUGCGAGCUGCUCAAGUACUCCGAGAGUAUGAACGGGGUGCCCCUAGCCUACGACAACAUUAAAGUCUUGGGACGACAUGGGGACAUAUACGACGACCAAGGGUUCAUCCACCUCAACAUAGAGGCGACGUUUGCGAUCUUUCGGCCCAGAAAAGGACAGAGGCUUUUGGGUGUCAUAAACAAAGUGGGAGUGAGUCAUGUGGGGUGUCUGGUGCACGGCUCGUUCAACGCCUCCAUCCCUAAGCCGUACCAGGUCAGUGCGGAGGCUUGGAGGGAGGCCGGCUUCACUGUGGGCGACACCUUGGAGUUCGAAGUCUUCCAGCUGGACGCGGACGCCGCCGGCGUCCUCCUCAUCAGAGGAAGGCUGGAGAAAAAGAGGGUUGAAGAACUGGUGGCCCUCAGUGAACAAGGAGAUGAUGUGGCUGUGGAGGACAGUGUCAGGUCCGAAGAGGGGAGCCUCGAACCCAUGGCUGAGGACUCGACUGACAGCAUGAGAACCAAGAAGAAGGAGAAGAAGAAGGAGAAGGAGAAGAAGGAGAAGAAGAAGGACAAAUCCUGGGACACCGAGGCCCCAACAGAUUGGCAGGUCACAGCGGAAACGCCUGCUGACACCACCGGAAUCGCGGAAGUCCAGGUGAACGGGGAUGUCGAUGGAAAAAGAAAGAAACACAAAAGGAGAAAAGGCAGGACGGAGGCUGAGGAAGAGCAAAUGGACGAGGUGCCUGCUGUCCUCUCUGACGAAGUCCGCAGCAACAAAAAGCCCAAGAAAAGGAAGCGGGAGAAGGACGGUGGUGCCAAUCUGGACGCGGAUUCUGAACCCCCCCGAGCCAAGAAGAAAAAGAAGGUGUAGGAUUUUUACCCAAAAUGACUCAGAAGCACAGUGAAGCACAAUGAAGUAUCUUCACGGGACUCAUCACGCCGAUGUCGUGUUUGUGUAAAUACUGCCACUUGCCAGCAGGGGGGAGUAUUACAGUGUCUUCUUGGUUUUUAGAGAAAUGUUUGUUGUAAGACCUAAUAAUGCCCGUACAGAAUUAAACAAUGCUGUAUAAUAUGCAUUUAUACCAAGUGCCUUUGACCAUGAAAGAUGGGAUGCUUGGCUUUUGAAUGUGAAAAUGUAAAGUAAAAAUGUAUUUUCUUUUAAAUGCGCCUGCAUCCCGUAAUUCAUCACUGUUUUUUUUUCUUUGUAGUUGAGGAUGCGUCGUUCUGAGAUUUUGUUCAGUCUACAUAAGAUUUUUGUAAUCGAGCACACAGUAAAUAUGCAAUACGGCGG